Molecule: messenger RNA, 2409 nt
Organism: Anolis sagrei ordinatus
Lineage: Eukaryota; Metazoa; Chordata; Lepidosauria; Squamata; Anolidae
Product: zinc finger and SCAN domain-containing protein 2-like
Biological process (GO): regulation of transcription by RNA polymerase II
Molecular function (GO): RNA polymerase II cis-regulatory region sequence-specific DNA binding; DNA-binding transcription factor activity, RNA polymerase II-specific
Source: RefSeq, a predicted model, not a curated record
GUUUGGAAAUCCCUUCUCUAGAGAGUGAAGGGAAUGCCUCUCUUGGCCUACAACUCCCAUCAUCCCAGCAGAAAGGCCUGCCAGAAGGGUUGGAGGACCCUGGGAGUUGUAGUCUGAAACGAAUAGGUCUCCUAAGAUCUUGAAAGUAAAGGCUUUCUUCCUCAUGGGAAUCACUUGUGUUUAUGUUCUGUAUGGCUAAAUGCAUCCCCUUGCGCAAACCUGUCCAGGCCCUGAGAUCUUCAGGAGAGGCCCUUCUCUUGGUCCCACCUCCAUCUCAAGCUGGGUUGGUGGAAAAGAGAGAGCGGGCCUUCUCGGUGGCUGCUCCUUGACUCCGGAACUCCCUGCCCAAUUAAGCCAGAAUUGCCCCCUCCCUGUUGUCCUUCCAGCAGCAGGCUAAAACCCUUUUAUUCAGACAGGCUUUUAAAGAUGAAGUUUUUAAGAUCAUUUCAGGGGGUGCUAUGGUUUUUAACUUGGAAUAUGUUUUAAUGGAUUUUAAAUUGGAAUUUUUAACACUGUUUAUGUUUCAUCCUGUUUAAUGUUUUAAUAUUUGUGUAUUAUAAAUUGUAUGCUGAUGCUUUUAUGUUAAGCCGCUUUGACUCUCCUGAAUGAGAGAUAAAGCGGGGUAUAAAUAAAUAUUAUAAUAAACACAUUUUUUCAUUUUCCUUGAGCUCUUUCUCUUUUAAAUUCCUGAAGAGAUUUUCCUCUUAUUCGUCUGGCAGGUAACCUCUGAACAAGUCUUGUGAAGAACACCUAGUGAGAGCUUUGCACUAGGAAUCCUGUUAAGUGUAAAGUGACUUGAAGAUACACAACAAUAAUAAGAAGAAAAAUUUUAUAUAUUACAAGCUGCACAGGUAAAUUCUGAACAAGUUCUGAGAAGAACACCUUGUGAGAGCUUUGCCCGAGGAGUGCUGUGAUACACAACAAUAACAACAAGGAAAAAAAUCUGCUGUUAAGGUGGGGAAAUAAGAUUGUACUGAAAAAAGAGAGGCUUGAGAAAGCAAGCAGAAGGCUACAGCAAUACAAAAACUGUGCUGUUCAGGAGGCUAUAUCUGUGAUCCCCUGGCAUAAUAUUUGAAUUACAAGUGUAAAAGAAUGGCAAGUCCCCUACCUCUCUAUCCUAGAUCACACACAGGGGAGAAGUUACAUCAGUGUAUGGAAUGUGGAAAACAAUUUGAUUGGAACAGUUCUCUUACAAUACAUGAACGGACCCACACAGGGGAGAAGCCAUAUAAAUACACGAAAUGUGGAAAGAGCUUCAGUCUCAGUGACAAACUACAUUCCCAUCUAAAGACCCACAUGGGGGAGAAGCCUUAUAAAUGCAUGGAAUGUGGAGAAAGCUUCAGUCAGAAUGGCACUCUACGUUCCCAUCAAAGGACCCACACAGGGGAGAAGCCUUAUAUAUGCAUGGAAUGCGGAAAGAGCUUCAGACAGAGUGGCAGUCUGCGUUCUCAUCAAAGGACCCACACAGGGGAGAAGCCGUAUAAAUGCAUGGAAUGUGGAGAAAGCUUCCGUCAUAGUGGACAUCUGCGUUCCCAUCACAAGACCCACACAGGGGAGAAGCCAUAUAAAUGCAUGGAAUGUGGAGAAAGCUUCAGUCGGAGUAACAAUCUACAUACUCAUCAAAGGACUCAUACAGGGGAGAAGCCACAUAAAUGCAUAGAAUGUGGAAAGAGCUUCAGUCACAGUAACAAUCUACGUAUUCAUCAAAGGACACACACAGGGGAGAAGCCACAUAAAUGCAUGGAAUGUGGAAAGAGCUUCAGUCACAGUAACAAUCUGCGUACCCAUGAAAGGACCCACACGGGGGAGAAGCCGUAUAAAUGCAUGGAAUGUGGAAAGAGCUUUAGUCACAGUGGCAGUCUAUGUUCCCAUCACAGGACCCAUACAGGGGAGAAGCCACAUAAAUGCCUAGAAUGCGGAAAAAGCUUCAGUCGCAGUGACAAACUACAUUUCCAUGAAAUGACCCACACAGGGGAGAAGCCACAUAAAUGCAUGGAAUGUGGAAAAAGCUUCAGUCGGACUGAUAGGCUACGUUCCCAUCAAAGGACCCACACAGGGGAGAAGCCAUAUAAAUGCAUGGAAUGGGAAAAGAGCUUCAGUUUGUGUGGUCUUGAUCAUCAGCUACUGGGAGCAGGUCUCACUCAGAGGGGCACUUUUCUCAGUAUUGCCCCAAGCUUUGAAGGGGUUCACCUAACCCUCCUCCACAAGGAAAUCCCUCACAGCCUUCUAGAAUGAUCUGUGAAGGUUUGCUGAAAUGAGCAGCAGCUGAGAUCUCUGGAUAAAAAGGUUCUGAAAAAGAAUAGCUCUUUGGUAGCAGAUAACGUCAUAUCAUCGUACUUUUGACUCAUGUUUUGGCUCUACUCCCCCUCAGUUAGAAUUUUGGGCUCCAGCCAUGUACCGGGAACCAUU